This is a messenger RNA of Coccidioides immitis RS, 2641 nucleotides long. RefSeq names its product copper amine oxidase 1. The transcript is spliced from 2 exons. NCBI's taxonomy places the organism in Eukaryota, Fungi, Ascomycota, Eurotiomycetes, Onygenales, Onygenaceae. Gene Ontology annotation, biological process: amine metabolic process. The record is from RefSeq and is a predicted model, not a curated record. Gene Ontology annotation, molecular function: quinone binding; copper ion binding; primary methylamine oxidase activity. The coding region runs from base 441 to 2459 and encodes 672 amino acids.
GAUCUUCCAAUCGUCUUGGGCCAUCUUGUCUCAAAAAGCGUGGACUUGCCUUUUUUGAUCGGAUUCUUUGGCCCAUCAACGCAUGUUCACAGCCGGCUUGCCGUGAUAUCACCGCGAUUGACAGCAUUCUCCUCCGUACAUGUUUCCCCAAGCGGGGUAUUUGCAUGGGCAUGAGCACUAGGCGCGGAAGUAUUUUAACUGGUGGCUGUCCGCACUUUUAAAACAUAGCUGGGGCAUCCUUUCUUAUUCCUCAGCGACAUCGAGUCUAUCCAGGAGACAGUCUGCCCUUAUCUCUCAAAUCUUUCUGGAGGUCGGACGUAGACUUGUUAACAAGCGUCUUUUCAUCCCUCUGCCCAUCUUUUUUAUUAGAACCCUGAGGGGGUCUUUCUUUCCUAUCUUCCACGAACGCGGCGGCGGGGCGGAAGACCGCUUAGAACAUCAUGGCUCAACCUCACCCGUUGGAUCAAUUGCGGGCAGAAGAAAUCGUCCAGGCCCGAGACGUUAUAAUCCAAGCGUGGCCUGGAUCACUGCUUCAAUUCCGUUCCAUAUUCCUUGAAGAGCCCACCAAGUCAUUGUUGAUUCCAUUUCUGAAGGCAGAACACAACGGUACAUUAAAUGACGACACUCCGCGUCCACCCAGGUUGGCUCGCGUGCAAUAUGAUGUGGUUAAAGAAAACAAAUUUUGCGGAUAUACGGAAUCUGUUGUGGAUGUUAACUCGAAACACGAAGUCAGUCGACAGGAUUUCGAUACCUCUUGCCAGCCCUACUUAACAAUGGAGGAAAUGAAAAAGUUUUUCGACCUCUGUCUUCCAUCUCCAUUGUUCCAGGAGGCUACAUCCAAGUUCAAGCUACCAGAAGGGUACGAGGUAGAACUCGAACCUUGGCCAUAUGGCUACUCGCCUCCAGGAGAAACUCCUCCUCGCUAUAUUCAAGGCCUUUGUUUUGCGCGAGACAAACGCAACGGAAACUUGGAUUCCAAUCACUAUUCACAUCCGAUACCAAUGAUUGCCAUAUUAGACGUGUACAAACAAGAGAUUGUUCAGAUACAGAAACUUGCUACCGGUGGAACUGCGGAUGGACUAGCAUAUGAUACCCAUCAGGAAAAUCCCGUUGAUCAUUGUCGCCCUGCGGAAUACGUUCCUGAACUCGCUGAUGUCGAGUACCGUACUGAUAUCAAACCAUUAAAUAUUAUCCAGCCGGAAGGACCGUCCUUCAAAGUGAGCGGCGAAAGUCUGGUCGAAUGGCAGAAAUGGCGGCUCCGCGUAGGAUUCAACCCUCGCGAGGGCGUCACGCUCCAUGACGUCCACUAUGAUGGUCGCAGUGUUUUUUACCGUCUGAGUUUAUCUGAGAUGACUGUCCCUUAUGGUGACCCUCGUCCACCCUUCCAUCGAAAGCAAGCCUUUGAUUUUGGUGAUGGAGGUGCUGGUCGCUCCGCAAACAACUUGUCUUUGGGAUGCGAUUGCUUGGGUGCCAUUAAGUACUUGGAUACUUUUAAUACUGAUUUUUCUGGACAACCAAUCCCGGCCCCAAACGUGGUGUGCAUUCAUGAACAAGAUAAUGGCAUUGGGUGGAAGCAUACCAAUUUCCGUACUGAUCGGCCCGUUGUGACACGGUACCGGGAACUGGUCAUUCAGUAUAUUAUCACGCUUGGAAACUACGAAUAUGUUUUUGCGUAUAAAUUCGACCAGGCCGGAGCCGUUAGCCUUGAAGUACGACCGACUGGCAUUAUUUCAGUAGUUAACAUCGAUCCCGGCAAAACUUCUCCGUGGGGAAAUGUUGUCGCACCCGGUGUUCUCGGCCAAAAUCAUCAGCAUCUAUUCUGCCUACGGGUUGAUCCUGCUAUUGAUGGGCACAGCAACACAAUCUUCCGCGAAGAAUCCUUGCCUAUGCCGAUUGACCCUGCCACCAAUCCUUACGGGAACGCCUAUAACGUUGUAUCACAGCCAAUCGAGAAGUCCAGCGGAUUUGACGCAUCUCCAUUUACUAACCUCGUCGUUAAGAUGUCUAACACUAAUAUACGAAACCCAAUAUCCGGCAAACCGGUGUCUUACAAGUUCACACCGCCACCCUCUCAACUCCUACUAGCAGACCCUCAGUCUAUUAUGGCCCGUCGAGCCAAAUUUGCCAGGCAUCAUCUGUGGGUCACCUCUUACAAGGACGGCGAAUUUUACGCCGCAGGAGAUUUUACAAAUCAGUCCCACGAGGAACGAGGUGGACUUGCGGAUGCAGUUUCUCGCGACGAGAAUACAGUUGAUACAGACAUCGUGCUAUGGUCUGUCUUUGGAUUUACCCAUAACCCGAGAGUUGAAGACUGGCCAGUCAUGCCAGUUGAGAAAAUUGAGCUUCAGUUCCGCCCAUCUGAUUUCUUUGAUCGCAAUCCUGCCUUGGAUGUUCCCGCCGUUAAGAAUACAGCUAGUGUCCUUGUUGGGAACAAAACUUGCUGCCAGUCCAGUGAAUAAGUUGUCGGGGAAGUUGAGGAAGGGCUUACUUUUCAUAGGUAUGCCACGAUAAUGGAACUGCUAUCACAAGAUGAAAAGGCUGAACUGUAAAUGAUUUGUGUACGACUCGAGUUGAUUUUGGGAUUUUAACUAUAACGAUGUAAAUUUCUUUUAAUCACAACGUCGCUGGAUUUUCAUUAAAA